Aplosporella prunicola CBS 121167 is the source of this 814-nucleotide messenger RNA. RefSeq lists its product as uncharacterized. Bases 205 to 795 code for a protein of 196 amino acids. The transcript has a single exon. The record is from RefSeq and is a predicted model, not a curated record. NCBI's taxonomy places the organism in Eukaryota, Fungi, Ascomycota, Dothideomycetes, Botryosphaeriales, Aplosporellaceae.
AAAGCGGGCGGCUAUAUACUCAACUCUCAGCAGGCAGUAUAGGCUUCGAGGCGCCAUAUCGCCCGGCGCUUGGGCGUGGCGGAAAUGAGCAUGCAAGCGCAGAGGAAUGGAUUCAUGGAUGGCUCGGGGCAGCUCUGGUGAGCGGGAUGGGGCAGGGCUACGGCGGUCUCGGAGGUUGACCGCUUGAGGGACAAGUUAUCGGUGAUGUGCGCAGGCAUGGCCGCCCAGAACACAAUGGCGUGCAUUGACGAGAUGAAAGGGAGGGAGCGUGUCGAGGCUCUAGGCGUUUUGACAGGCGACCCGUCAUCGGCAUGCCAAGCUCUUUCGCCCCUGGUGGUGAUUAUCGUUGUGAUCCGCCCGUCGAUGGCGAAGGUGGACAGUGGACUCGGGUGGGGCAUGAGCAGAAUGGAGCCGCAGCCCCAAUCGGCCCCAAAUGAGGCAGGCUCGCUUAACCCCUGCCGCCAACACCCGAACUCGCCUAGCCUCCUUCCUGCUGAAACGUCGCGAACACCUACCUCCCCGCCGAAGCACUAUAUCCAAAGCUCAUAUGGCCGUAUCUGUUUCACUCCCCCUACGGCCGAGCCCGAACUGCCAGGUCCGGAUCUUCGGCAUCGGCCUCUCUCGCUGUGCGUGCUCCCACGUGUGGCCUCUGCAGUUAAUCUCAGCAUGCCGAACCGCGCGACAAGCUUUCACCAACUUGCCCUGCGGCGACGAGCCUUGGAGCCGCCAGCCUGGAGCCUAGAAAGAAAACCCACCAAUCGUCCGGAUCGGCCCCUGUCCAUGCUCAAGGCUUAGCUGCGCCCCCCUGACGCCC